Pedinophyceae sp. YPF-701 is the source of this 348-nucleotide messenger RNA. The record is from the annotation of a GenBank genome assembly. Lineage: Eukaryota; Viridiplantae; Chlorophyta; Pedinophyceae.
AUGCGCAACCCAGUCACUGGUGCGCCCGCACACCGCGUCAAGAAGGUGUUCGUCGAGAUCGACAGCGACGACGACGACGACGUGAUGGAGUUCGUCGACAACAAGCAGCCCGAGCUCCAGGACAUGUUCAGGCAGCUCGAGAGAAAGCUGCAGUUGCGGCACAAGGGCAUUCAGGCCGCGGGGAGCCUCGAAACAGGCAUCUCGAAGGACCCGGCGUUCUUCAUGGCGAAGCUCCGGGAGCGCGCCGUCAGCGCGCUGGGCGGCGGCGGAGGGGCUGGAGAUACUUCGGACAAGGACACCCGGCGCGUGAAGUUUGAGACGCGCGCAGUGUCUGGAACCGACCCGUGA